AUGUUAAGCCUUCUCUUUGCAACUUCAUUAUCCAAAGCCAAGUAUGGCAUCAUGGUUGAUGCAGGCUCUUCAGGAACCCGUGCUUUUGUAUAUACAUGGGAUUCCUCUUCAGAAAUUCCAGAUCUCAAGCCUGUCUAUGAAAACGGCAAGCCAUUAAAGAAAAAGAUAAAAAUACGCUUAGCUGACAGUGCUAAGAAACCAGAACUCGUUGAAGAGAUUUUCAAACCAAUCUGUGAGUUUGCCGAAAAAUAUGUUCCUGCAAAACUCUAUAGUUCCACACCAAUGUACGUUUUUGCUACUGCUGGUAUGCGUUUACUUGGAAAUAAUCAGCAAAAUCAAGUUUGCGACCAAGUCUACGGCUUCAUCAGCAAAAACUACAAAUUCAAGAUUUCUAGACAGAACAUUCGUGUCAUCAAUGGUGUCGAGGAAGGCGUUUACGGCUGGCUCUCUGUCAACCUUCUUCUUGGAAACUUCAAAGAAAAUAAACCAUACUACGGAGCCAUGGAUUUAGGCGGUGCCUCAUUCCAAAUAGCUGUUGAAGUUAAUGAGAACGACAAGUAUGAAGAAUCCUUACUCGUUACUGUUGGUACAAAGAGAAUUCGUGUUUUCUCCCAUUCAUAUCUUGGAUAUGGCGUUGACGUUUCAUCACGCUCCAUCACGAAAGCAAUUUCCGCAGUUACUGACUCUGACAACAUCUCAAACCCUUGCUUCCCUAAGGGAUAUACAGAUACAAUCGUAGGAAAGGAUACAAUUACAGUUCAUGGCACCGGCGACUUCGAGAAAUGCUCUAAGAUUGCGAAGAAGAUCUUAAUUGAUGGUCCUCACUUCGAAACCGUUAACAUUCCAGGAAUUUCAAAUAUCAACAAAUUAGUUGGCAUGGCCAACCUCUAUUUCGCAAAUGCAUUCUUCGGAUUACCGACUACAUCAUCUCUUGCCGAUCUAAAGACAAAAGGAACAGAAUAUUGCGCUAGAGAUUGGAAAGACAUUUCAAAAGAGCUCCAGGGCAAGGAAUCUCUCGAAUACGCUCAUACAUACUGCUAUUGCGCAGCUUACCAAUACGUUCUUCUUACAAAAGGUUUCAAUUUCAACGAUCAAAACGCUGAAAUUCAGAAACUUGAUGAUAUCAAUGGUAUUGACCUUAGCUGGGCCAUUGGUGCAAUGCUUGCUCACAUUUCUGAUGUAGAAAUCGUCAAAGAAGAAAAUAUUCCAUUUACUGCUCUUAUUUUCGCCAACAUUGUUGCAUUUUCUGUCCUUCUUCCUCUUUACCUUGUUAUUAAGAGGAAGUUCUCUGCCCAAAGAUACAUAAGAGAGUCACAUCCUCUUUAA
This is a messenger RNA of Trichomonas vaginalis G3, 1326 nucleotides long. RefSeq names its product 8-oxo-dGTP phosphohydrolase protein. Gene Ontology annotation, molecular function: nucleoside diphosphate phosphatase activity. Gene Ontology annotation, cellular component: membrane. Bases 1 to 1326 code for a protein of 441 amino acids. NCBI's taxonomy places the organism in Eukaryota, Parabasalia, Trichomonadida, Trichomonadidae. The record is from RefSeq and is a predicted model, not a curated record. Gene Ontology annotation, biological process: nucleoside diphosphate catabolic process. The transcript has a single exon.